AGAUACCACAGCUGGAACUAGGCUUAUGAACUCCAACGUUGUCCCAUUAUGAAGAAGACACCCACUGUUGCCAUCCUGUUGUUUUGGUUGCUCUCCAGCUCAGGAGCAGAAGAUGAUCAAACUAGCGAGAGCCUUCCUGCUCCAAACAUCUUCUUGAUUCCUAACUGGAGAAUCACGCUAAGAGGAAACGCCACCAUUGUAUGCAAUGUAUCUGUCUCCUCAAGGUUGAAUUUUCACUUGGAAAAAGAUGCACAGAUCAUAACCACGUCUACUGAAGGAAUCAAUGGAACUGCUUAUUUCCCCAUCACUAAUAUGAGCCCAGAGCAAGGUGGAGUGUACAAGUGUUGUUAUAAUAGUUCAAGUCUCUCCCCAGCAACAUGCAGUGAGCCUCUAGAGCUUCUGAUAACAGACCCAGGUCUACCGAGGUCAACUAUUCGUCUUAUUCCUAGAAAGAUUAUUCACAAAGGAAUCAACGUUAGUUUUCAAUGCUCAGCCGCAAGCCCAGUCCGGGGGUUCUACCUUCAUAAAGAUGGACGUAAAUGGAAAGACCUGCCUGUGGAACCACAUAAAGAAAAUGCUACAUUUUCCAUUAGCAAUGUGAAUCAUGGUUAUGGAGGCACAUAUUCAUGUACUAGCUACACAUCAUCUUCAUAUCUUUUGAUCUCAGAGUCGAGCAAUGUAGUGGACCUGUUUGUUGUAGACAGCAAAUUUCCCAGGCCAGCCAUUUCUCCAAGUCCAAUUAUGUUGGUUCCUCCUGGAGGAAAUGCCACAAUCCAGUGUAAAAGCAACAAGCCAUCCAUGAGGUUCUUCUACCUUCAAAAGUCUGGUGAUGAGAUGCCUCAGCAGUCCCUGGAGACCAAUGAAACUGUGGCCGAAUUCCACAUUAUGAAUGCAAAUAAGAACCACACUGGAGAAUAUAGCUGUAGAUACAGCACUGAAUCAGCACCUUUCAUCGUCUCAAAAAUGAGCAACCUCACUCGACUGGUCAUAACAGAUUCUCAUCUCCCUAAGCCCAGUAUCUCCCUGAUCCCUGAUGGAAUUGUAAUGCUUACCGACAGGAUGCGCAUUGAGUGCACAGCCAAUCAUUCAGGCAACCGAUUCUAUCUUUAUAAAGGCAUUGAUAAAAAGCAGCAGCAAAUUGUGAUCACAGAGGGGAACAGAGUGCUCUUCCCUAUUAACAAUUUGCACAAAGAAGAUGCUGGGAGCUUCUCCUGUAGCUACAUGAAUCCAUCGGAAUUCUUCACCACUUCAGAAACCAGUGACAACGUGACGUUGUUGGUCACAGAUCCCUCAUUACCCAAACCCAACAUCUCCUCUGAGAAUAUGAAGUUCAUUGUCCUUGAGAGCAAUAUCAGUGUCAAUUGCGGAGAGUCAGCCCUGAAUGGAAACUAUUUUCUUCUAAAGGAUGAUCAUGUAAUUUCUCACCAUAGUCUAGAAGCUAAUGAGACCACAUUUGUUAUCAGCAAUGCAACCUUAGCACACGGAGGGAAAUACGCAUGUAGUUAUAGCAGCUCUUCACAGCCUUUUGUAAUCUCAUUGCAGAGCAAGAAUGUGACAAUCCAAAUAACAGAUCCUACUCUAAUGAAGCCCAGCAUUUCUCUUUCUCCAAGUGGGAUGACCCGUCUGAAAUCCAACAUCAGCAUUCUCUGCAGAGUCCAAAAUCUCAACAAUACAUUCCAUCUGAACAGUACUUUCUACCUUUAUAAGAUUUAUACUAUAAAAAAUACUGGUGAUGAGGACCACAAACCACAAAUCAUGCAACCAGACAACCUUACAGCUGAAUUCUUCAUCAGCAUUUUGAAGAAAGAGCAAGGAGGAAAAUACCACUGCAGUUACAAACCUCCGUCCGGGUCCUUGAUGUCAGAACCCAGUGAUUCUUUGGAAAUUUUUCUAUUGGAUCCCCAAUUAGAGCAACCAACUAUUUCCAAGCGUGGGAAUACAAUGAUUGGGGAGAAUGUUACCAUCUCAUGUACAAUUAGCAGUACAAAUAUGAAGUUCUAUCUCCAUAAGAAUGGAAACCCAACUCCAGGCCUUGAAAUGGAGACUGAUUUUGACAUGGGCACAUUUUUUAUCCCCAAUAUCAGCUUGGAGCACAGUGGGAAUUAUAGUUGCAGCUAUACAGCUGUUGGUAACCGUUUUGUAUACUCACCGCCCAGUGAAAUCUUGCAGCUUUUGGUAUCAGAGAAACCGGAUUACACCGUGGCAAACAUAAUUCACUGUGUCAUUGGAGCCCUAAUUCUUCUUCUGCUUGGCUGUCUCAUGACUUUGGAUUGCCACAGCACAAAAGCAUAUGAAGUCAGCCCCCAACAACGCUCAAAACAGGAAUCCUUAGGUGAAACCUCUUUGUCACCAGCCCUAGAUGCAGACCCAGAUCCAGCACCACCAACUAAUCAGGAAUGAACAAUCUUUUGACUUGGCCAUAAAACCACGACCCCUGUUUGUGAGUACUGUAUGAAGAUGAGAUCAUUUUCUCAAGCUGCGUGAGACUUGCAAACUACUUCGCUUUCGCCUAAUAAUAGAGGAAACAUCAGUGGAUCAUAAGGCAUGUUGAGAAGAAACUUGACUUACCUCGCACACUUCACAGUUACAAAAUUCCUUGUGCUAUUCUUCCUCUUGUCUGUGGAAAGAUAAUUUCAAAUCUUUUGAUGGGUUAGGGGCGUCAAAGGAACCAGCCUGGUAUUGCCAUCCACUGCUCUCAAUCAUAACCUAGUCUUACCUUUUUGAAUAAUUUCUGCCUGAUCUGGCCAGCAACCUGCAAAGAGGAAAAAGGCAUCACAAAAGAGGAGUCACAUCUUUCUUCAUGUAGUGUUUUGUGUGUUGGACUAGCAAAAAUCAGGAUUUGAAUCCCUGCUCAGUUAUGGAAACCCACUGGAUGACCUUGGGCAAGUCAGACUCUCUCAACCUCAGAGGAAGGCAAUGGCAAACCCUCUCUGAACACACCUUGCCAAGAAAAUCCCAUUAUAGGCUCACUUUAGGGCAUUGUUUCUCAACCUGGAGGUCGGGACCCCUGGGAGGGUUGUGAGGGGGGUUUCAGUGGGGUUGCUAAAGACCACCAGAAAACAUAUAUUUCUGGUGGUCUCAGGAACCCCUUUGGCAGAGAAGGCUGAAGACCUCUCCACCUGUCCUUCUCUUCCUUUUUGGAAACAGAAGGCGAAACCUCCCACCAAAAUCCCUCCUCCUGCUGUGAUUGACCGGCCUCUCAGCUGGCCUGUAAGCCAAUAGGAAGGCUGUUUCUUUGACUUCAAGGGGGGAGAGGAGAGCAGGCGCACUCUCCUCUAAAUCAUUGUCAAUUCCUCCCAAAUCCCUCCCAAAUCUCAUGACCAAUUUUCUGUUGGUCAUGGGGGUUCUGAGGGGGAAGUUUGGCCCAAUUCUAUCAUUGGUGAGGUUCGGAAUGCUCGUUGAUUGUAAGUGAACUAUAAAUCCCAGCAACUACAACUUCCAAAUGUCAAGGUUAUUUUUCCCAAACUCCACCAGUGUUCAUAUUUGGGUAUAUUGAGUAUUUGUGCCAAGUUUGGUCCAGAUCUAUCAUUGCUUGAGUCGACAGUGCUCUCUGGAUGUAGGUGAACUACAAUUCCCAAACUCAAGGUCAAUCCCUACCAAACACUUCCAUUAUUUUCUGUUGGUCAUGUCCCAAGUUUGCUUCAAUUCCAUUAUUGGUGGAGUUCAGAAUGUUCUUUGAUUGGUGGGUAACUAUACAUCCCAGCAACUACAACUCCCAAAUGACAAAAUCAAUCCCACUAGUAUUCAAAUUUGGUCUUAUUGGGUAGUUGUGCUCGAUUUCAUCCAGUGAAUGAAAAUACAUCUUGAAAAUACAUUAUAAUUCAUAACAGUAGCAAAAUGACAGUUAUGAAGUAGUAAAGGUAAGUAAAGGUUUUCCCCUGACAUUAAGUCCAGUCAUGUCUGACUCCAGGGGUUGGUGCUCACCUCCAUUUCUAAGCCGAAGAGCUGGCAUUGUCCGUAGACACCUCCAAGGUCACGUGGCUGGCAUGCUAGGGUUGGGGGUCACCACAACAUGAACUGUAUUAAGUACUCACUGCAUUAGAAAGAUUGAGAACCAUUGCCUUAAGGUCAUCAGAAAUUAGAAACAACUUGAAGACACACAGAACACUACAAUCCAUACCACAUCCACAAAGAGGGCUUUAGUAAGAUUCUUGAUGAUCUUUCCAUGGCUUAGACUGGGGUGGAAAUUAAGUGCCCCUCCAAAUAUCGCAAGCAAUGGUAAGGGAUGUUAGGAUUGCAACCCAACAACAUCCGAGAAGCCACAUGACUCCAUCCCUUGGUUCAGUCUUAUACGUGUGUUGCCUCCAAGUUACCUGUCUACUUAUGAAGAACCAUGAAUUUCAGUAGAGUUUUCUUAGGCAAGAAAUGCUCAGAGGUAGCUUUUCCAGAUCUUUCCUCUGAAAUAUAGCCUACAAUACCCAGUAUUCAUUGAUGAUGUCUUUUUCAAGUAUUAACUAGAUCUGACCAUGCUUAGCUUCCAAGACUAGAUGGGGCCUGGUGCCUUUAGAAUAAUGAGGCCUCUGGUUGAACCUUUCAUCUUUCCAAAUAUGUCAUUAGCCUGAAGUAAAAAUCUAUCUCUACAUAUGCAUAUUGUAUCCAUUAUUGCCUAAAUAUUCACAUUCUUGUAUUGCUAUGAAGAUGAGUGUUGUAUUGCUAUGAAGAUGGACUGUUUAUUUGCUAGGUACUGUAUUGUUGUAUUGUUGUAUUGUGUGGGCUUCGGCCCGUUGUAAGCCGCAUCGAAUCCCUUGGGAGAUGCUAGCGGGGUACAAAUAAAGUUAUAAUAAUAAUAAUAAUAAGUUGGACAGCUGUACUUCUCCAGGUGAUAUUGGAUUGAAAUAAAGGCAUCGGUUGUACCUUCAAGAUGAGAAAAAAAGUCCAGAAACAUCUUGAAUUCUACCUGUUUCCUAUUACUGCCAUAGAGGCAAUGAUCUCUGGAGUAGAGAGGUGGGGAUGAACUCCUGGUUCCAAACUUAAAUUCCACAACCUCGCAUACACACACUAAUACUUUUAUCAACCACUACACAGACCAGCUCCUUGUUUGGUCUUUCCUAGCUUGGUGAUCCUUACCAACAAAAGAGAAUAAUGAAGCUGGUGGGCUUCUAAUAGUCAGUUCUGAAGCCACAUUGUCUCUAGCUCAACUACAUACAGUCUUGCUCACUGUGGAUAUCCAGAUUAUAUCUGAAGUCACAGGAAACUCACAACUCUGCAACAUCUACCACAUCAUCUGGGUGCUGAGCUGUCUCAAUCUGUAGGAAAAAUCUCUUGUGGUGAGCUCCCCAAUGGGCUUGUA
Molecule: messenger RNA, 5290 nt
Organism: Anolis sagrei ordinatus
Lineage: Eukaryota; Metazoa; Chordata; Lepidosauria; Squamata; Anolidae
Product: immunoglobulin superfamily member 1-like
Source: RefSeq, a predicted model, not a curated record